AUGGAGCUGCUGCUAGUGUUGGUCUGUUUGAACUCACAGAAGGUCUCUCCCUCUCUGUCGCUGGCCGUCCCGCUGCAGACGACGCUGCUCGACCUGGACGCUCUCGCUCGACACCUCGCCGACUGCAUCCGGAGCCGUGAGAUCCUGGACCAGCAGGACGGGAUGAUCGAGGACGACGGGCUGACCGGCCUCCUGCGUCUCGCCACCAGCGUCCUCAAACACAAACCUCCCUUCAAGUUCUCGCGCGAGGGUCAGGAGUUCCUGCGCGACGUGCACAACCUCCUCUUCCUCCUGCCCAGCCUGGCAGACCGCGCUCAGCCCAAAUGUAAAUCUCACGCCGCCCGGGCCGCCGCCUACGACCUGCUGGUGGAGACGGUGAAGGGAUCCGUGGAAAACUACCGGCUGCUGCACAACUGGGUCAUGUCCCAGCACAUGCAAGGUGAGGAAGAUGACUACGUGUCUCUUUAUAUCUAA
Messenger RNA from Notothenia coriiceps (black rockcod), 474 nucleotides. Its product is annotated as ubiquitin carboxyl-terminal hydrolase 34-like. The transcript is spliced from 2 exons. The coding region runs from base 1 to 474 and encodes 157 amino acids. Lineage: Eukaryota; Metazoa; Chordata; Actinopteri; Perciformes; Nototheniidae. The record is from RefSeq and is a predicted model, not a curated record.